AUGACGGAGUGGCCUACUGAAUCGCAGCAGAACACCCGUUGGGACACUGAUCCCCUUCCACCGUCAACACUGGCAUCGUCAGCCUCAUCGCACGCUUCCUCCUCUUCUACGGGCGGACACGUUGACCUUGCGGAGCCGAGCACAGGAUCGAACAUGAUACCACGAAGCGGACUGCCAGGUCCUGGCCAUUUACCUAGUAGCAAUAAUGACAUCCGACUUCCCCCCAUCUCUAGCUUUUUGCCACCCUCUACUAGCUCAAGCAGCAAUUCGUCAUCUGGGACGGUGAUUGCAUCGCGCGAAUCGCGCACACACAGUGUUGGUGCCCUGACAGAUUCGCGAGUCCCAAAUCGAGCGUCAUUCGCUCCGAGCUACCAGCAACGUCAGCUGGAUGCUACUGCGGCACCGUCUCCUCGACUACCUCACGGUCCUUAUUCGCGCAGACCGCGCAGCAGCGAAGAGUGGUCCACGAGCCGGACCGCAUGGAGUGGACCUGCAAGUUCAUCCUCCAUGUCUGUCUCUCCUAGCUACCAACAAUGGUCGACUACGGGACCCACUCGUCUGCCUGCCCUUUCGGGUGUAGGCAGCGUACCUCCCAGCACGUGGAAACGUGCGAGUCCCACGUCCCAGCACUCUCAUUUGCCACGAUCACAGAGCAGCGCUGGUGCCUCGCCGACGCUGACAUCGCGAUCGUCGUGCAGCAGCCUCGGCGUGGGUGGCAGCAGCAGUGCUCAUUACAGUACCGCUAGCGCCGCUACAAGUGCAGCGCCCCGGCAGUAUUCGCCGGCGCCUUCUUCGUUCCGGGGCAGGCCACCUUCAAGCCACUCCGCUGGGCCAGGAGGCCCCAACCGACGCAGGUGGAGUGGUGGACCGAGUCAGAACGCACCUUCUCCUUAUGCUCGCACCUCCCCCAGCACAAGUAUUCGUGUAG
Ceraceosorus bombacis is the source of this 928-nucleotide messenger RNA. NCBI's taxonomy places the organism in Eukaryota, Fungi, Basidiomycota, Exobasidiomycetes, Ceraceosorales, Ceraceosoraceae. The record is from the annotation of a GenBank genome assembly.